Molecule: messenger RNA, 2958 nt
Organism: Tetranychus urticae (two-spotted spider mite)
Lineage: Eukaryota; Metazoa; Arthropoda; Arachnida; Trombidiformes; Tetranychidae
Product: vesicle-fusing ATPase 1
Biological process (GO): SNARE complex disassembly; Golgi to plasma membrane protein transport; intra-Golgi vesicle-mediated transport
Cellular component (GO): Golgi stack
Molecular function (GO): ATP hydrolysis activity; ATP binding
Source: RefSeq, a predicted model, not a curated record
UUACAUUAUAAACAAACAUCGGUUCCGCCAAGCAAACGACAAGAAACAUAAACAAAAUAAUUUCUAUUCAUUAAAUAACAAUCAGUUUCCAGGUUUCUACAGAAAAUUAAACGUAUCAACAUGGAUGUAAGACGAUUGCGGGUAUCAACAUGUCCCACGGACAAACAUUCACACCUAAACAGAGUCAUCAUCAAUCCAAAAGUGUUUCCAAAUGCAAGGCAUUUGGAAAUAACAAACCAAAAUUCUCGAAAAUUCAUCUUCACAAUUGAACCACUAGAUUCGUUUAAUCCAGAAGAGAUUGGAUUUAAUGUACCGAUGAGAAAAUGGGCGGAAUUGAUGCGAGAUUCAUACAUUGAAGUGAGACCAUUCAAUUUCGAUUUGAGGACUCAGUGUAUUGCCCACAUCACAUUGGAAGUUGACUUUAUGAUGAAAAAUAACAUUUCUGCAGAUAUUUUUGAUACUGAUGACAUGGCCAUUCAUUUCACCCAGCAAUUUGCAGAACAAGCCUUUACUAUUGGACAACCGUUGGCUUUCAAGUACGGUGAUAAAAAACUGCUCCAAGUUGUUGUUUCAGAAAUACAGGUGUUAGAUGUUUCUUCAAUGAGAGGAGAUUCCAAGGAGUCUGUGAAAAAGGUCAAAACAGGCUUACUUUCCUCCAAUUCUGUCACUGUUUUUGUCGAGGCUGCAGAGUCCUCAAUCAAACUUAAAGGAAAAUCAAAGCCCGGGGGUGUACAACAAUCCAUCAUCAAUCCAAACUGGGAUUUUGAAUCACUGGGAGUUGGUGGACUCGAUAAGGAAUUCAACGAUAUUUUCAGACGGGCUUUCGCGUCUAAAGUAAUUCCUUUAGAGUUGGUUGAACAGCUCGGAUUGACACACGUGAAAGGUAUCCUGUUAUAUGGUCCUCCUGGUACAGGUAAAACUCUUAUUGCGCGACAAAUUGGUCAAAUGCUCAACGCUCGGCCACCACAAAUCGUCAAUGGGCCGUCAAUUUUAGACAAAUAUGUUGGUGAAUCUGAAUCCAAUAUAAGAAAAUUAUUUGCUGAUGCUGAAGCUGAAUUCAAGAAAGUCGGCAAUCGUUCUGGUCUUCAUAUAAUUAUUUUUGAUGAAAUUGAUGCUAUAUGUAAACAAAGAGGAUCUGUGGCCGGUGCUUCCGGGGUACACGACAGUGUAGUUAACCAGCUGUUAUCAAAAAUGGAUGGUGUUGAUGGGUUGAACAACAUUCUAGUUAUCGGUAUGACAAAUCGUAAAGAUAUGAUUGAUGACGCUUUACUGCGACCUGGAAGAUUUGAGGUGCAAAUAGAAAUAGGAUUACCUGAUUCAAAAGGACGUGAGCAAAUUUUGAAGAUUCACACGAAGCGAAUGCGAGAAUGUGGAAGGCUCGCUGAUGAUGUAGAUCUUCAAGAACUUGCUUCCAAAACGAAAAAUUUCUCUGGAGCUGAACUGGCGGGGUUGGUUCGUGCAGCUCAAUCAUUUGCAAUGACUAGACUAAUUAAACCAACAAAUAAAGUUGAAUUUGAUCCAGAGGCAUGCAACAAAAUGAUUGUUUGCAGAAAUGAUUUUCUACAUGCACUGGAAAAUGACAUAAAACCAGCUUUCGGUACGAGCUCAGAAAAGAUUGAAAAAUUCGUUAAGCGAGGUAUCAUUAUUUGGUGUCAACAGAUUCAAAAUAUCUUAGCUGAAGGAAAUUUGUUGAUCCAAAAAGCUAAUGAUUUUAAAUCUUGUCGCGUUGUUCCUAUCCUGUUACAUGGAUCAUCUAAUGCAGGAAAAUCAGCUUUAGCUGCUCAAAUCGCAAAAAUGUCUGAAUUUCCUUUUAUCAAAUUGCUUUCUCCUGAACAAAUGGUUGGUUACUCAGAAACAGCCAAGUGUAGCAUAAUUCGCAAAGUCUUCGACGAUGCUUACCGAUCAGCUUUGAGUUGCAUUAUAAUUGAUGACAUCGAAGAACUCAUGGACUAUACUCCAAUCGGUCCUCGUUUUUCAAAUUUGGUUCUCAAAGCUCUUAAAGUAUUCAUCCGCGAAGAACCUCCCAAAGACCGAUUCCUUCUAAUUAUCUGCACAACAAGCCAUAUCGAAGUCUUAAGAACUUUUGACAUGACAGAAUCUUUCGAUGAAAUUAUCCAUGUUCCAGACGUGUCUGAAGCUGAUCAUGUCUUACAAAUCACCGAAAAACUUUCCACUACCGAUGGUACUCAUGUUUUCACGAGACAAGACGUUGAUUAUCUUGCACGACAAUUGAGACAAACAUCUUUCAGCAUCGGUAUCAAGAAACUUAUAAAGAUAUACGAUGUGGCAAAACUUUUUGAGCCAGCACUUCGGACUCAAAAGUUCUUGGAGAAACUGGAUAAAUUCUGCAUCGAUCGACCAAUACAUGGAAUUUAAGCUUCCAAUUUUGUUGUUUUUUGAUUGGAUUUAAUCUAUUUAUUUUGCACAUACAUGUAUUGGAUUGCCCUUUCUCGCCUAUUUUAACUGCAACAGACUUCAGAUUUAGUAAGAGUUAUAAAAUACUUGCAAUAAUUUAUUCAUGCCCAACUUAAAAACUCAAAAGUUUAGCUUAAUUUACCAGCAAUAAUAAACACCAAUGGAAGGUCUAAAUCCAAUUGGUUAUCAACUAUGAAAUUGAAAUAUUAUAGAACCGUUAGACUAAUAGGUUAUCCUCUGAAUAGGAAUAUGCGCCGUAAAAUGAAAUAAAUCUUAAAUUAAGCGAUGACAAUGAAAUUUUAGGUGGAAAAAGUUUGUUGAUCCAAAAUAAUCUCAAUCAAAUCUCAUAAUUUUAAGUGAUAUUACAUGGUUUAAAUUCAAUUGUUUGAAUAUUUUUCAAGUCUUUCUCCUAUUAUGUAAUUAAAUGAACAUUCCAAUAUUCUGGUUUGUGAUUUCGAAUCAUUCAAUAACCUUCCGAUUCGUUUGUAAUGAUUUGUUCAAUUGUGUUAUAACUUAUAAUAAAGGUAUAUUAGUCAAAAUCUA